Molecule: messenger RNA, 646 nt
Organism: Toxorhynchites rutilus septentrionalis
Lineage: Eukaryota; Metazoa; Arthropoda; Insecta; Diptera; Culicidae
Gene: RpL31
Product: 60S ribosomal protein L31
Exons: 3
Coding region: 134-508 (124 amino acids)
Biological process (GO): cytoplasmic translation
Cellular component (GO): cytosolic large ribosomal subunit; ribosome
Molecular function (GO): structural constituent of ribosome
Source: RefSeq, a predicted model, not a curated record
GCUGAAAGUUGUACUCUGCGAAUCGUGAAGUUGUCAAAACUUCACGUAAGCGUUCUUUCGUUUCCGGCAUCUCUGACUGCUAAGGAACACAUUUCGGUUAAUUAAAAGCUAAAAGCCUUUUAAUUAAUUUGCCAUGGCCAAGACGAAGACGGAGAAAAAGGCGAAAUCCGCCAUCAAUGAAGUGGUAACCCGCGAGUGCACCAUCAACCUGAACCGCCGUCUGCACAAAGUCGGCUACAAGAAGCGAGCUCCACGUGCCGUUAAGAUCGUCCGCAAGUUCGCGGAGAAGGAGAUGGGCACCAAUGACGUGCGAAUUGACACCCGCCUGAACAAGGCCCUGUGGCACCGCGGUAUCAGAAACCCACCAUUCCGUAUCCGUGUGCGUCUGUCCCGCCGCCGUAACGACGACGAAGACUCACCCAACAAACUGUACACCUUGGUCACCUACGUCCCUGUUCCCACGUUCAAGGAGCUUCAGACAGAGAAUGUCGAAUCUACUGAAGAUUAAGCUGUAAUUUAUUUACGAGUUAUGGAUGUGCGUUUGGGAAGUGUAGCAAACACGUUUUUGUUUGUUCGAUAACAAAGGCGCUACUAAAAGGAAAGAAUGCGAGAAAUACAGAAAUCCCAGGAGGAAAUUGGAAACAAA